Mesocricetus auratus (golden hamster) is the source of this 3055-nucleotide messenger RNA. It is a transcript of the gene Vrtn, whose product is annotated as vertebrae development associated. Gene Ontology annotation, cellular component: chromatin. The record is from RefSeq and is a predicted model, not a curated record. Lineage: Eukaryota; Metazoa; Chordata; Mammalia; Rodentia; Cricetidae. The transcript is spliced from 2 exons. The coding region runs from base 187 to 2337 and encodes 716 amino acids. Gene Ontology annotation, biological process: regulation of transcription by RNA polymerase II.
GUCUCCACACUGGCUGCCUUCUGGUAGUCCAGUCCUAUUUUGUAUGCAGCUGCUUUUUAAAAUUUUAUCUUAGAAACAGGGUCUCCCUACUAGACUAGGCUGGACUUGAACUCAAGAGUCUGACGAGUGCUGGCAUUGUAGGCUUGUGAUGCUCCCAGCAAGUGUUUGAGGAAGCCAGAAGCGAGGAUGACUUCUCGGGAUCAGCUGGUGCAGCAGGUGCUGCGGGACCUGCAGGAGGCUGUGGAGUCCGAGGGCCUGGAAGGUCUCCACGGCGCCGCCCUGGAGGCCAAGCAGGUCCUGGCUUCCUUCACCCUCCCGAUCUGCCAGAAGGGUGGCCCUGGACCCCAGGUGCUGGAGGUGGACUCUGUGGCUCUGAGUCUAUACCCAGAGGAUGCUCCACAGAACAUGCUGCCCCUGGUGUGCAAGGGUGAGGGUAGCCUGUUGUUUGAAGCAGCCAGCAUGUUGUUGUGGGGGCACACGGGUCUCAGCCUGGAGCUGCGGGCCCGCACCGUGGUGGAGAUGCUGCUUCACAGGCACUAUUAUCUCCAGGGUAUGAUCGACUCCAAGGUGAUGCUCCAGGCCGUGCGCUACUCCCUGUGCUCUGAGGAGUCCCCUGAGAUGACCAACUUGUCCUCUGCCACACUGGAGGCCAUCUUUGACGCAGAUGUAAAGGCUACGUGCUUCCCCACCAGCUUCUCCAAUGUGUGGCACUUGUACGCCCUUGCCUCCAUCCUUGAGCGCAAUAUCUACUCCAUCUACCCCAUGCGCAAUGUCAAGAUCCGACCCUAUUUUAACCGUGUUAUCAGGCCUCGCCGCUGCACCCACGUGACCUCCAUGUUGCACAUCAUGUGGGCUGGCCAGCCCCUCACCAGCCACCUCUUCCGUCACCAGUAUUUUGCCCCUGUGGUUGGGCUGGAAGAGAUGGAGGCUGAUGGUGCUGCUGCCCUGGACCCCUCUCCUCCAAUCCCGGGUCCUCUGCUACCACCAGCCAAAACCCUGGAGCUGCUCAACCGUGAACCUAGCCUCAGUUACUCCCACCUCUGUGACCGCUCCAACAUCACCAAGAGCACCUUCUACCGCUGGCGGCGGCAGACCCAGGAGCACCGGCAGAAGGUGGCCACGCGUUUCUCGGCCAAGCACUUCCUGCAGGACAGCUUCUACCGUGGGGGCCUUGUGCCAUUGCAACAGUUCCUACAGAGAUUCCCGGAGAUCUCCCGUUCUACCUACUAUGCCUGGAAGCAUGAGCUGCUGGGCUCUGGUGCCUAUCCAGCCCUGGUCCCUGCCACUCCACCCAGCGAGGCACUAAUUGUGCCAGAGCUGGAGAACCUCCCAGGGAAGAAGGCUGCCGAGGGGCUGGGGUGCUCCCCACCAGCAGUGGCGGUGUCUAGCCCUAGCAUGGUCUUAAUGCAGCGUGCCAAGUCGUACCUAGAACAUUGCAUCUCCCUGAACAAACUGGUACCCUAUCGCUGCUUCAAAAGCAGGUUCCCUGGCAUCUCAAGGUCCACCUACUACAAUUGGAGGCGGAAGGCCCUCAGGAGGAGCCCCAGUUUUAAGCUGGCCCCAGCCCUUGAAACCACUGAGUCUCUGCCCCCAACAGAUGUUGGGGACGCGGCCCUACUCUCUUUGAAGGGUGAGGUGGGAGAAGAGGGGACAGGGAAAGCAGUAGGUGGAGACCCUCCUACUUCCCAGGGGCCCACAUCCACAAGGAUGCCCUUGUCUCGUUGGCAGAGGCGACUGCGCAGGGCUGCCCGCAAGCAGGUGCUAAGUGGGCACCUGUCCUUCUGUCGCUUCCGCCUCCGCUACCCUAGCCUGUUACCUUCCACUUUUUGGGUGUGGAAAAGUCUUUCCCGGGGAUGGCCCAGGAUGCGGGCCUCCUCUGUGGGCCAAAGGAGGCAGGAACCAGAGGAACAGCAGAAGCCAGCCGAAUGGCAGGAGAUGGAAGCUGUUGAGAAUAAAACCUCUGUGAUGGCUCCUCAGGUGGAAACGCUGCCGGUGGCCGCUUUUUCAGAAACGCCCCCAGAACAUGCCCAAGGAAGGCCUAGAGAGGGGGUCAUUCAGGAGACAGCUAUGACCCAGGGCCAACCCCACAGUGGAUCCCUAUCAAGCCAUGCUGUGGCGGCGGCAGCAGGUGGCAGGGAUGGCCAGGUGCUGGUCAUGGACAUGCUCACCACCACGAGGUUCAAGGCCCAAGCCAAGCUGUUCCUACAGAAGCGCUUCCAGUCCAAGACUUUCCCCUCCUACAAGGAGUUCCAGUCUCUCUUCCCGCUCACUGCGCGCUCCACUUACUACAUGUGGAAGCGGGCUCUCUUUGAAGGCCUCACACUGGUUGAUGGCUGAUGGCUGAAGGAGAGGCUUGAGUUGUCUCCUGACUUGGCCAGGACGCCCUUUACUCUGUCUUCCAUUAUUUGUCGGCUUGGGGUGGAGAGGUAGAAAUAAUGAAAGCUACUGGAGUGCCAAUUGGCUCAUUGUUGGAUGGCCAUGUAUUUUUAUUAUUUAGUAUUUUUUUUUCUGCUAAGGUGGGUUGGCAGGACUUCCUUGCCAGUGGCUGUGGAAGUUGCCAUUGUGCCACAGAUACCUGCUGCAGCUUUUCCUGGGCCCACAAAGUAUUAUGGCAUGGCCAUUAUCUUCUCUCAGGCAGAAUAUGUCCUUACUUUUUUUUAGGGUGAUGUCCUUUUUUCUCAAAGGUGACUUCCAAAGGGUCAAGGGAACUGAAUGUGAGGAAGGUGUGUGUCUUUGUCUCAUGCCUCCAGUUGGAGAAGGUGCCAGGCUCUUCAUGAUCAUAAGCUGGACUUCACAGAACAAACCUUGGUGGCCUCUAAGCCAGGGAAGUCCCUAAGCCCUGGAGACACUAGAGAGGAAGGCUUGCUCCCUCUGCUGGAGCUCUCUGCUGGUCCCUGCCAGCCUGGCUGGCUGUUGGGGACCUGCUUUUGUCCUGAGUCACAUCUUUGGCAAGGAGUCACAAGUUUACAAAGCUGAUGGGAGGCUGAAUUUUCAUUGUUCAACAGCAAAGUUCAAAAACCAAAGAAAUAAAAGUGUUGUCUUGCUCACACACUGC